This is a messenger RNA of Cervus elaphus (red deer), 1989 nucleotides long. It is a transcript of the gene HYAL1, whose product is annotated as hyaluronidase 1. The record is from RefSeq and is a predicted model, not a curated record. Lineage: Eukaryota; Metazoa; Chordata; Mammalia; Artiodactyla; Cervidae. Gene Ontology annotation, molecular function: hyalurononglucosaminidase activity. Gene Ontology annotation, biological process: carbohydrate metabolic process; hyaluronan catabolic process. The coding region runs from base 223 to 1575 and encodes 450 amino acids. The transcript is spliced from 4 exons.
GGAGCGCAGGGGUGGCUCAGCUGUCUGGCCCAGCCCUCUCACCCACGGCCCGCCCCUCAGCCCGCCCCCAGACUGGGUGGGGUGACCCCCUACAAAAGCUCAGCGUUUCCAGCAGCAGUUUUCUUCCUCCAAGAGUGUCGGUGCGCCUGGGACCAGAGUUAAGGAACAGAAUCUUGCUGAUGCCUGCACAGGCCCAAACCCAGGGGUCAGGAAGUUUGGAGAAUGAGGCCUUUCAGCCCUGAGGUUUCCCUACACCUGCCCUGGGCCAUGGCAGCCCGCUUGCUUCCUGUCUGCACCUUCUUCCUGAACUUGCUCAGCAUGACCCAAGGCUCCCGGGACCCUGUGGUACCCAACCAGCCCUUCACCACCAUCUGGAACGCUAACACCGAGUGGUGUAUGAAGAAACACGGCGUGGACGUGGACAUCAGUAUCUUUGAUGUGGUGACCAACCCGGGGCAGACCUUCCGCGGCCCUAACAUGACCAUUUUCUACAGCUCCCAGCUGGGUACCUACCCUUACUAUACAUCUGCUGGGGAGCCUGUGUUUGGUGGCCUGCCCCAGAAUGCCAGCCUGAAUGCCCAUCUGGCCCACACAUUCCAGGACAUCCUGGCUGCCAUACCUGAGUCUCACUUCUCAGGGCUGGCAGUCAUUGACUGGGAGGCAUGGCGCCCGCGCUGGGCCUUCAACUGGGACACCAAGGAUAUUUACCGGCAGCGCUCACGGGCACUGGUACAGAAGCAGCACCCAGACUGGCCAGCUCCUCGGGUGGAGGCUGCAGCUCAGGACCAGUUCGAGGGGGCUGCAGAGGAAUGGAUGGCAGGCACCCUCAAGCUGGGACAAGCACUGCGGCCUCAGGGCCUCUGGGGCUUCUAUAACUUCCCUGAGUGCUACAACUAUGACUUUAAAAGUCCCAACUAUACCGGCCAGUGUCCACAAAACAUCCGUGCCCAGAAUGACCAGCUCGGGUGGCUGUGGAGCCAGAGCCAUGCCCUCUACCCCAGCAUCUACCUGCCCGCAGCACUGGAGGGCAUGAAGAAGGCACAGAUGUACGUGCAGCACCGUGUGGCUGAGGCAUUCCGUGUGGCAGCGGGUACUGGGGACCCCAAGCUGCUGGUGCUGCCCUACACACAGAUCUUCUACGACAUGACUGACCACUUUCUGCCCCCGGAGGAGCUGGAACACACCCUGGGGGAGAGUGCAGCCCAGGGGGCAGCGGGAGUGGUGCUCUGGGUGAGCUGGGCGAACACAAGAACCAAGGAAUCAUGCCAGGCCAUCAAGAAGUAUGUGGACACGACGCUGGGACCCUCCAUCCUGAAUGUGACCAGCGGGGCUCGUCUGUGCAGUCAGGUCCUCUGCUCCGGCCAUGGCCGUUGUGCCCGGCGCCCCAGUUACCCCAAGGCCCGCCUCAUCCUCAACUCCACCGGUUUUUCCAUCAAGCCCACGCCUGGUGGUGGGCCCGUGACCCUACGAGGUGCCCUCUCACUCGAGGAUCGGUUGCGGAUGGCGGUGGAGUUCGAAUGUCGCUGCUAUCGAGGGUGGCGGGGGACACGGUGUGAGCAGUGGGGCAUGCGGUGACUGGCACGGGCACACACUGGGUAUCUGAUGCAGUCUGGGCCUGGCUAGGGCUUUCCCAAGUCCAGGCAGGCACGGGAGUCAUGGCUACAGUCAGAAGUCCAUUCAGCCAGUGUCAUGAGCAUACACCAGUGCGUGCACACCUGCUUACAGACCAAGAUAGCUGCAUAAGGAGUUAGAGCCCUGGGCAUCCACCCAACAGAGUCAAAAAUACUUCCUCUGGAGACACUGAGUCAGUCUUCAAACACAAGCAGCCACAAGCAGUGACAUUCGGGACUUCCCUCGCCGUCCAGAGGUUAAGACGUGGAGCUUCCACUGCAGGGGGCACGGGUUCGAUCCAUGAGUGGAGACUAUGAUCACGCAUGUUGCGUGGUGCGGUUAAACAAAUAACAAAUAAAUAAACUGACAUUCACUGGG